AUGUCUGUCACUACUGCCGAAGCACCAGCCUGCAAAUUCCAGGACUCGCUGCCGCUUGAACUGCAGCAGGAUAUCAUCCGCAUGCUAGACCCCGUCGGUCUCAUAUCCCUCAGCCAAUCCAGCCGCUACUUCCGGCGCGUCAUCGAUCCCCAAAGAAAACACUUUGCUGAAAGACUGCUCGUCAUCGAGUCCCGACCAGAGUACAAAGGGCCUGAUAUCGUCUCCAUAGAUUUCUUCCUCAGAGGAUGCUUUGCAGAUUGGAUACUAGAAGACUGGGACGCGCAUCGCUGGGCCUGCACCUCAUGCCUGAAGCUCUUACCCCAUUCUCGCUUCAACAACCACUCGAUUUUGAGCCUGGCAACCCGCAAGCCAUAUGAAGAGUGGAAUCCGACUCUCGUUACCUCCUCAUGGGCGCCGUCACUGCAUGGGACAGAUUGGAGCAAGGCGGCUAGGCUGAAGAAGAUUAAAGAUAACAAGAUCGACAAAUCCUGUUGGCGGCAGGUCGCCCACUAUGAGCGGCACUUCUCUGGACAUGCCCGGCUGAAGCGACGGUGCAUGGAGUGCCAGUAUAAGGACCGCGGCUGGGAUUUGCACAGAAGUCGCCGUAUUCGAUACGAGUCGUGCUUGGAUCGUUGGUUUCCGCAAUUAGCCGAAGUCCUCGUCAGCAAACGCCCGCCGUUUCCACCUCGCAUCAUCAGACCAUGCCGGUUCAACAAGACCGAUGAAGAAUGGACCAUGUAUGUGAAACGGUGCCCUCAGUGCGAGAAGUGGCAGGAGUUGCGGUCUUUCAGAUUUGCGGGGAACCGGGUCAACUACCCGUGGUCACGAGCCGAAGACGAGUGCCGAAAAACACAAGACGGCACAUGGGUGAAGGUUACGGGGCCGAUUUUAUGUAACCAUUGUUUUGAACGAGAGUAUGGACGGGAGUCCCUGGCUCAGGCGCUCAUGAACCAGUUCAAGGGCCUAUUGGAGGAUCAGACGAAAGAGAUGGCCCUCCGGCUUCAUCUCCCGCCAAACAGCUUCAGCAGAUAUCGAAUGCAGAGAUCAGUCCACGGCGAGGAGCUGAAGCAGCUUCUGGAGGAGAUUCCCCAGUGCAGUCUUGAUGAUGAGCCGGCGGACACCCUCGCCCCCGAAGACGUGGCCGUUUUGCGUGAUUUCCACGGCAAGUUCAAGGGCGUCUGGGGGAAUAUAGAGGAAGAGACUGAGCAGCACCGUCGCGCUGGGACCCCCAUAGGGGAGACUUACGACCCCCAUGCCGGAGGGCUACUCCUCUUGCGGUUGAUGGUUUGGCAAAACCACUUUCACGAAUUUGAGGCACACUGGCAUUGGUUGAAGGCGUGCGCGGCUGAGAUUGAGCAGAACCCGGACCUAUUGGUGGUUUGGGCGCUCCAACGAGAUCCUGAAUCUUUAAAACUGUAG
Molecule: messenger RNA, 1419 nt
Organism: Clonostachys byssicola
Lineage: Eukaryota; Fungi; Ascomycota; Sordariomycetes; Hypocreales; Bionectriaceae
Source: the annotation of a GenBank genome assembly